AUGGUAUCGGGACUGGACGACCCUACGCUUCCCGGAAAGCUCACCCACUCGCUGCACGGCUUGUUCGCGGGUAGCUAUCUCGCCGGUGUAUUCUACGGCCUGACGACGCACCAGACGUUCGUGUAUUUCCGAAGAUCGAGACGGGAUCCUCUGUUCACGCGGCUAUUGGUUUUACUACUAUGGGUCCUCGACACCUUCCACGCUGUAUUCGCCGCUAUCGCGCUGCUCAAUCUUACGAAGGACUCGAUUCAUAAUCCGCUGAGUAUGAUGAUCAAUCGGGUGCCGUGUGAGCCAUCACAAUGUGCGCUUGACGAGUGUAGCGAUACAACGUCUAAAACUGUGGGGAUGACGGGACUGGAAGCUCUCGAUCUCGUCCACGAACUCGGUGAUCAGCACGCUUAUCUUAUACACCGUGACGACGGGGUUGUUGACGACGCUAGUGGCGAUUCUGACGCUUAUCCUGUAUACUUCAGCUCCCUCCUCGCCACCCUCAACCGCCGCGAAAAGAUCCGCACGCAGAUGGACGCGCCGACAGGCGGAAUCAUAUCUAUCCCCUUUGGCGCGACGACGCGCAACCGGGAGCAUACGCGCGGGAAGGAGAUCAGUAUGGCGGUGUUUGCGUCUGUGGAUGAGGCGAGCACGACGAUGACGGUGUCGUCGGGGGUGCAGACUAGGGGGGAGGUGCAGACGCGCGGUGGUGCGGUGGGUGGGGAUGGGGAUGGGGAUGGGGAUGGGGAGGCGCAGCGGCUGCAUGCUUUGAAUUUGAAGAAUGGACAGAUAGAGGUGAAGACGGAGAAGCAUGUGGUUUGA
Messenger RNA from Psilocybe cubensis, 810 nucleotides. RefSeq lists its product as uncharacterized. NCBI's taxonomy places the organism in Eukaryota, Fungi, Basidiomycota, Agaricomycetes, Agaricales, Agrocybaceae. The transcript has 10 exons. The record is from RefSeq and is a predicted model, not a curated record. The coding region runs from base 1 to 810 and encodes 269 amino acids.